This is a messenger RNA of Aplosporella prunicola CBS 121167, 537 nucleotides long. RefSeq lists its product as uncharacterized. Lineage: Eukaryota; Fungi; Ascomycota; Dothideomycetes; Botryosphaeriales; Aplosporellaceae. The transcript has 2 exons. The record is from RefSeq and is a predicted model, not a curated record. Bases 1 to 537 code for a protein of 178 amino acids.
AUGUCCGACAAGAACACCUCCACUCUCCAGUCGUACGUCGACUCGGCCACCAGCGCGGCCCAGUCCGCUCUUGGCUCGCUGACGGGCAACACGGCCGACAAGCAACAAGCGGCGGACAAGCAAGCCGACGCCAACGCGAAGCACGACCUCUCACACGCCAGCGCCAAGGCCGGCCCUCUCGACAUCAGCUCGAGCGGCGUGCAGCGGGAAGACCCGGACCGGACGGCGGGCAGCUGGAACCAGACGGUCGGCGCGGGCAAGGAGGCACUGGGCGGGAUCAUCGGGUCCGACGACCUGAAGGCCGCGGGCGCGCGCCAGAACCGCGAGGGCAAGGGCCAGGAGGCCCAGGGCCAGCUGAGCGAUCUCGGCUCGGGCAUCUCUGACCGCGUGGGCGGCACCGUCGGCGGCGCCAUUGCUGGCGCGACGGGCAAUGAGAGCGCGAAGCGCGAGUACGAGAAGCAGCAUGAUCGCGGCAAGACGGCCCAGAGGGGCGUCGAGGCUGACCUGCAGAAGCAGGCUGAGGCUGAGCAGAAGUAA